Messenger RNA from Acytostelium subglobosum LB1, 171 nucleotides. RefSeq lists its product as hypothetical. NCBI's taxonomy places the organism in Eukaryota, Evosea, Eumycetozoa, Acytosteliales, Acytosteliaceae. The annotation marks the transcript as partial. The record is from RefSeq and is a predicted model, not a curated record. The transcript has a single exon.
AUGUUCAACAUCUCAAAGUCGUUCAUCUUGAUCACUGUGACCAAAGGUGGAUCCUCAAAGGUCAUGGGUAUCUUCAGAGUGUUGAACACUGAGGUGCUAUCUGUACUCUUUGUUCGCUUGCUACUCUUUGGCAGACCAGUUGUCGGUGACACUGACACACGUGACUUGCGU